Molecule: messenger RNA, 755 nt
Organism: Cuscuta campestris
Lineage: Eukaryota; Viridiplantae; Streptophyta; Magnoliopsida; Solanales; Convolvulaceae
Source: the annotation of a GenBank genome assembly
AGAUAUUGAUGGUAUUCGUGAACCUGUUUCUGGAUCUCUACUUUAUGGAAAUAAUAUCAUUUCAGGUGCUAUUAUUCCGACUUCUGCAGCUAUAGGGUUGCACUUUUAUCCAAUAUGGGAAGCAGCAUCCAUCGCUGAAUGGUUAUACAAUGGUGGUCCUUAUGAACUAAUCGUUCUACAUUUUUUACUUGGUGUAGCAUGUUAUAUGGGCCGCGAGUGGGUCCGCUUGGGUAUGCGCCCAUGGAUUGCUAUUGCGUAUUCAGCUCCUGUUGCAGCUGCUACCGCCGUUUUCUUGAUCUAUCCAAUUGGUCAAGGUAGUUUUUCUGAUGGGAUGCCCUUGGGAAUCUCUGGUACGUUAAAUUUCAUGAUAGUAUUCCAGGCUGAGCACAACAUUCUUAUGCACCCAUUUCAUAUGUUAGGUGUCGCUGGUGUAUUUGGAGGCUCCCUAUUCAGUGCUAUGCAUGGCUCCUUGGUAACUUCUAGUUUAAUUAGGGAAACUACCGAAAGUGAAUCGGCUAACAAAGGUUACAAAUUUGGUCAAGAGGAAUAAACUUAUAAUAUUGUAGCCGCUCAUGGUUAUUUUGGCCGAUUGAUUUUCCAAUACGCAAGAAUUCUCGUUCGUUACACUUCUUUUUAGCUGCUUGGCCUGUUAUAGGUAUCUGGUUCACUGCUUUAGGUAUAAGCACCAUGGCAUUCAACCUAAAUGGAUUUAAUUUCAACCAGUCUGUAGUGGAUAGUAAAGGCCUUGAAAGGCC